AUGGUGGCUUCGCGUUCUACUGGAGUUUUUUUUACGAGUGUCCCUCUAUUCGUGGAGGCGCAAAGUCUUCGAAAACAUUUUGAGAGCGUUGGCCACAUCACUGACUUCCACCUUUUGGGCCCGACACCAGGAAGGGACUUCCGCUACGGUUUUGCCGACUACCUGGAUGUCGCCAGUGCAGAGGAGGCCAUUCAGCGGCUCAAUGGCACCUCCUUCGGCGAACGUACGAUGAAAGUCAUGUCUGCGGCAAACCCACGACCUAGAAAGCGCAAUCGACAGCAUAUGCAUACACAUGAUCCACCGGUGCGUGGUGGAAUGACGUUCCCACGCGGCUACGUUGACCCCUUGCUAGGCCGAGAUGACACCAAUAUCUUGGAAUGCUUGCAGCAUAUGCCUGUGUCUGAUGCUUACGAGGCAGUGGAGCAACUUCGCGUCUUGGUGCUGGAGCGGAAGGAUGAGGCGCGGAAGCUGCUUGAUAGUUGUCCAGCACUUCGGCUAGCCGUCGUGAUGAUUCUGCAGCAUGCAGGGCGUUUACCGUACGGUCCGCUUCCAGUGGAGGCGGUGCGGCACACGGAGGCUCGGCCAGUUAACGCGGUCCCAACGACGAUGGAGGAUGAUACUGCAGAGAAGAAGGCUGAACCCACAAAUGAGGAACGCGACGAGGUGAUUGAAAUUCUGACGAAACUCAGUGAGGAGGAUGUGGAGCGCAUUGUCACUAUGCGUGAUGAGGACCUUGACCGCAUUCCUGACCUUGUACAGAGGCAGCAGAUGACCGUGCUACGGGCCCGUUUAUUGGAUAUGGCGGGCGACCUUGAAUAG
Molecule: messenger RNA, 819 nt
Organism: Trypanosoma rangeli
Lineage: Eukaryota; Euglenozoa; Kinetoplastea; Trypanosomatida; Trypanosomatidae
Product: cleavage stimulation factor subunit 2
Exons: 1
Coding region: 1-819 (272 amino acids)
Cellular component (GO): mRNA cleavage and polyadenylation specificity factor complex
Molecular function (GO): mRNA binding
Source: RefSeq, a predicted model, not a curated record